CCGUCUUGCCGUCCCUCGAAUAUGAGGCGUUGCAAAUGGAAGGCUAAACUCCACAGCGGGCGGGUCAAGCCGCGCCAACCGAUGAAUGAGCGUGACAUGGCGAGGCUGAGGACAAUGUGCAAGUCCCUACUGCUGGGUGAGGUGCAAGUCCUGCAGAGGAUGGUGCGCAAGCGAGUACGGCGUCUCGUGAACGGUGCGAUUGGCGCGAUGGAUUUUGGCAUGAGAGCCCUACAGCGAGCACGGCCUAUGGGACCACGGCAUGGCUGGAGCGGGCGUCUCUGGGGUUGGCAUAACGGCUCGUACCUACGUGACGAGUAUGCUGUGCAACAUGACGGGUUCUGCAAGGAUCGUGGAUGCAAACGGACACGACAAGACACCAGUACCAUCACGAGUUGCUGGCUUGUUGGCCUCGAUGGACGGCUGUCGCGCGAAUAUGCGGAGGAUGUGUCCCUUGGCAAAUCGGUCCAUGUCGAGUGCCAGACAAGGGGCAUCAGCCGUUCGUUUACGCGCAUCGGCUCUCUUUACUUGCGUCGACUAAUAAGGCUCUUUGCGGGCUCCCACGCCCGACCGAUACCCGCUUUGCAAGCUGCGUUCCGUCGAGGACGAGUCCCAGGCGGCGAAAUCCAGCCCAGCCUCCACACGGCGGUUGCGCGGUUAAUAGUGCCUCGCCUUCCCUUGGGCAUGAUGCAGACGGAAUGA
Messenger RNA from Trichoderma citrinoviride, 699 nucleotides. RefSeq lists its product as hypothetical. The transcript is spliced from 3 exons. The coding region runs from base 22 to 699 and encodes 225 amino acids. Lineage: Eukaryota; Fungi; Ascomycota; Sordariomycetes; Hypocreales; Hypocreaceae. The record is from RefSeq and is a predicted model, not a curated record.